GACAGUUGAUUAACGGUCAACGGUGUUGACCGUCCAAACAAACGAUUAAACCACGCUCCAGACCAAUUCUGUCUAUAUGCUGUAUAGUUUAGGCCAGAAUGUUAAUUUCUCAAACCACAGGUCAAAGUUGAUUACAUAGUCAUAGUUCAGACCAUAAUAAGGUAUUAACUGAAUAACCUAUAUCCUAAUAAUAUGUAUGUAUAUUUCUCUGAUUUUCUAACCUUCCUACUGCAACAAACACGUGGCAGCCCCAAAUAACGUGCAAGUCCAAGCAAUCCUAGGCCCAGAAACCUCAAUGCAGGCCAACUUCCUGAUCCAGCAGCGAGAAAAAGCCUCCAUCACCUCAUUCUCCAAAUUAAGCCCAACCGUCGCUUCCAUGGACAGCCCGUACUACUUCGGCGGCGCCACUCAAAGGGACUCGACUCAAGUCAACGCCACCGCCGCCAUCGCCAAAUCCGUCGGCCGGCAACAGUGCAUCCCGAUCAACGUCGACAACGCCUUCCGCCAAUGCACCGUCCCUUCCUCAGUCAACUCCCUCCAAGCCGUCGACGCCUGCAUCCCUCACCGCAGCGCCAUUUUCCACUCGUCUUAUGGAGUUGUGUAUGUAAAUGGGAACGGAGCUAGAGUUGCUGGGUUUUGGACACCUGGCAAAAUGCCGGCUAAAGAACUGAUGAAGUCGUCGACGUCAGUAACAAAUUCGACGUCGUGGGAGAGCCGGAGGACGGCGGUAUGGAAGGGUGAUCGAGCAAUGGCUCCGAACGGGAAGAAGCUGAGAAUCGGAGUCCCCGUGAGAGACGGAUUCAGCGAGUUUGCUUCUUCUGUGACUACCGAUCCCGAGACCAACAAGACGAACGUGAUCAUUGGCUACUCCAUUGAUAUCUUCGAAGCCAUUGUCCAAACGCUGCCGUAUGCGCUUCCCCUUGACUAUGACGACCUUCUCUAUCAGGUCUUUUCAAGGCAUCUCGACGACGUGGUAGGGGACACUGAAAUCAUCGCUAAAAGGUCAACGUACGUCGACCACAACACAGAAUCAGGAGUUUCGAUGGUGGUGCCGCCGGUGAAGCCAAAUGGAAGCAAGAAUCCGUGGCUGUUCUUGAAGCCAUUGACGUCGAAUCUUUGGCUCAUCGUGUUCUUCCUCUUACUCUUUAUUGGGUUCGUGGUGUGGGUAUUCGAGCACAGGAUGAUCAGUGAAGAUUUCAGAGGGUCGCCUUCACACGAAGCUGGCACCAGCAUACGGCUCUCCUUAUCCACCAUGGUCUUCGCUCACAGAGAAAACGUGGCGAGCAACCUGGCGAGGACGGUGGUGAUAAUAUUGUGCUUUGUGGUGCUGAUCAUGACGAUGAGUUACACCGCCAGCCUCACGAGCCUUCGAACUAUGGAAGGGCUGCAGCCGACGGUGGCAGUCCUGAACGUAGCUGAGAGAGACAAGAUUUCCAAAGUAGAAGCAAGAAUUGGAAAGAAGAGGUGGUGGCUGGAGGAAUCUAGUACCUCGGUUUAUUCAAAGAACCAGCUUGGGCUAAGCAACUUCUGGGGAUUGCUUCUGAUUACUGGAGUGGCUACAGUUUCAUCACUCUGUAUUUUUGCCGCCGUGUCCAUUUACAAGCACCGGAAGCUUCUGGUGCCCGAAGAAGACGAUUCGCAAUCAAACCCUUCCUUCUGGAGAAGAAUUCUGAAUCCGUUCACGAUCUGCUACAAGAUAAAUCCCACAUGCCAUACUUCCAGGGACGACAGAGUUGGUACUGAGGUUCAUCUUGCCAACAUGAAUGCGAUUACUCCCUCCACGUUUCCUGUUCGCAUGGACUUUUCCAUGGAUACACCUCAAUCGCCUACUCCGCUGAUAGAAUCUCUGUGGAUUCAACCCACAGACCUACUCCGCUGAUAGAAGCUUCGUCAGAGUUGCAUGACAACACAGUAGCUUAGGCAGGUGCGAUGAACAUAGAUUCGCAUCCGAAUUCCAAUAGAGCAGGACACAUUGUUGAUGCUAACACUAAUGAUUAUGAGACACCAAGAAAGAUCGUAUGAUGAC
Molecule: messenger RNA, 2026 nt
Organism: Linum trigynum
Lineage: Eukaryota; Viridiplantae; Streptophyta; Magnoliopsida; Malpighiales; Linaceae
Source: the annotation of a GenBank genome assembly